AGGCAAAACAGUUCUGGAAAACCUACAAGGAAUCAAAUAUUCAAGUUGAGAUUAUAUGAGCUCCACCUCAAAGCGAGUGUAGAAAAGUACUCCAUUCAGGGACUGGAAUGUUUUAGGACUGUCCUCUAUCCCUGCCGUCGACGUCGUCCCUGCGAGUGCUGGAGCCCGAGGUUGGAUCCCAGCCAACAACAGUUCUGAGGACUUAUCGUAUGAUACUCCUCUUCACCGGUGGCUUAUCGCAAUAUGCUCAGGAGUUCUUUCUUCUAUCUCUCCACAGAUUGAUCCUGCAGUGAGUUUUGUGGUACAAGGAAACAAGAUUUCAGUGACAGAUAGUAGAGAGGAUCGUGAGAGCUUUCCGGCAGUUGAUGUUUCGCGCUUAAUUUAUCAUCAUCUAAGUUUUAGAGACUAAACACACCUCCUUGUCGUGCCCUCCGUGAUUUUCAUAAACUAACGUUUAUCUAUGUCUCUAAUUUGUAAUGAAAAUGCUGGUUCACAAUGCAAUCAUGACUUCCUUGAGGUGUGUCAAGAUAACUUCGGCUUGUUGAUUUUAUUACCGAAAUGCGGUUUUCUUCUGUCAGGUGUUGAGAAGUUCUCAUGCUAGCUAGUCUCUGGUAUUUGUAGUGUUUAUGAAUCAGAGUGAUCGACUGGAAGUCUGUCCUAAUGUGUCUUUCAGAGUUGUGAAGUGCAGAUUGCACGCUUACAAUGUUAUGGCUGGGGCGUGUUUAAUUCAAGGAAACCGCAAGAGAUAUACGUUGCACCUAGACUUGGUGGAAGCGCUGUUCGCGAGAAGACUAGAGCUGAAUAAGAACCUUGCAAUGAGUCCAAGAAGCUCAAGAAGAUUGUUGACAGGGUCAAGUUCCGGGACAGACAACCGUACGCAACAGGUACCGCAUCCGAAGAAGAGAUACUGGCUGACACCGCCAGAUCCAGGUCCAAAUUGCGCCACUGCACUCUACGACGUGGCUACAGUUGCUCUUGGUGCUUCAGUAGACCUGGAUUUUUGCGCGGCAAGCGAAACUGCUCGCAAGAAGAGGAAAAUCAAUGGCCUCCUAGAAGGUGGCAUGAACAAGGAGGAGCAGGUCACGAGGGAUCUAUGUAACAGUUUCGAAAAUGGAGAACCCUCCGAUCCUCGAAAUCUGGAUGUCGUACCUUGGAGAAGCACUAGCAAUUCCUCAGACGGGAUGAAUCUGCGUCAGAGCGGUCUGACUUCGGAAGAGGAUGCUGAUGGUAAUGCCCCAAAUGACUCCGCAUUAGCUACAGUUAUAACUGCGGCUGAGCUUUUGACGCAGCUGACAUGCGGGCGAAAUGCGGACACGUAUGGUCAAUCACCAGAUGUCACUUCUUGUGAGCCAUUUCCAGCAGAUUCUAGGCAAGCAUCAGAACAACCAAUUCGCUGGGGAAUCAAGAAGAAGGUGACUUACGAGACCAGGAGAAGCGUGGACUCAUGCGACCUUGGCUUGUGCACUGGUUUGAUACGUCAGUUUUCGGAUGAGGAGAAGGCUGUGUCUGUUACUUCGGCUCACGGCACUCCCAAUCAGAAACUCGACAAAUAUCAGGACAGUCGGCCCCAGAACUCAUUCAGUCCUGGGAAGAAAUGGAACCAGUCCUCUCCGAAAUAUCCAGCCUCUUCAGAGCUAUACAGACAGCUGAGGUCAUCAGGAGAUCAAGCAGUGAUGGAUUCUACGCUGGUUUUAUCGUCUUCGACUACUCAUAUUUCGAGAGAUCAGAAGCAGAACAAAAUACCUUCGUCCACCCGGACAGUUUCAGGAAAUAUUCUUAAGUUGCCUAAAGACAUGCAGGGCCGGUGGUCUAGUGAGAGAUAUAAGUCAGCGCAGCUGAAGCUUAUUGAUAUCAUGCAUGCACGAAAAGCUGUACCAGGAAGACCUAUUCUGAGGCCUGCUCUGCGCGAGGAAGCCAGAAAACAUAUUGGCGACACUGGAUUACUUGACCACCUACUGAAACACAUGACAGAUACAGUAGUAAGUACAGGUGAACGGUUUCGUCGGAGACACAACUCUGAGGGUGCAAUGGAAUACUGGUUAGAGCAUCCAAGCUUGAUGGAAUUGAGAAAAGCAGCUGGAGUUGAAGAUCCGUCAUGGAUACCCCCACCGGGAUGGAAACCUGGCGACAAGCUGUCGGGCAGGAAUUGGCAAAUAAAUCACGGUAUGACUUCAUCCGAAGCUGCUGAGAUGAAGAACCUGAAAGAGACGGUAGAGAAAUUGAAGAGUGAAAUGAAAGUUCUAUGUGGAAGCAUCAAAGUAUCUAACCAGAGGGGUGCACUGACCUGCUCAAGUGUAUUUCACGAAAAAGGGUCGGAAGGUUUGCCUUUCAGAACUGAAGCUGAAGAUGAUAUAAUUAAGGACAUUAGAAAGGACAUGACACAGUUUAAAACCGAAUUGACCAAUAUGCAGCAGCAAUUUCACGAGGAGCGCAAAUCAGGCGCUAACCUAUGCAUCACCUUGGAGCGAUUCCAAAAACUUGAGAGUGAAGUGCUUCAGAUGCAUGAGAGCCAAAAACCACAGGAGGAAAUUCUUUCAGGUGGCAACCAACUUGACCUUGAAGGACAGCUUCAAGAUGUUCGCAAGACUGUGGCUGUAAUGCAGGCGGAUGUUAGCUGCAUCAUGAGCAUGCUGGGGAUUGUACCACCCAUAAAGGCCACACCCUUAAGAUAUCCAUUUGAUCGGAGUACACCUGCAAAGUCUAUGCCCUUGAUGCUCUCAACGGGUGAAGAUACCUGUGUAACACAUGGGCCGUCAGAUGAACCUCAAUGUCCGGGAACCUCAGAGCUGGUACUACACGACUUCCACGUUAUCCCUAAGUUGGAUGUUUCUAUGAGACAGUGCACAACUUUGGAGUGUGCAAUCAGCAGUAACAAUGACGGCAACUCAAAGGAAAUUUCUGCACCAUACACAGAGGGACUUUCACGAGCCCUCUCAAACUACAAACUUGUGAACCAACCUGGUCAGCCAGCCAAUACUCAAGUCGAUGAAGUAAAGAAUCCAACGGGGAGCUCCAUGGCUACUCAAGAGUGUGCACCUCCUCUGGCGGGGGAAAACAAGCAGAGACGGGUUCAGGUUUUCAAUACCCAGAAUUUCAAACCCAUAUUUAAAAGUCAGCCGACCGGAUUCAGAAUCUGCCGCCCACCAGGUAGUUUCAUAUGGCCCAGCAUGUUGAGUUCCAGUCAGUUUCCGGGCAACGUGCCUCCAAUGAGCAGACUAGAGAAUACGGAACCCCGAGUUGAAGAUGGCGCUGGCUAUAGUUCACCGCGUUCGGUUUCUGGAGUACCAUUUUCUCCACACAUGACCUCUGUAAAGCAACCCAAUUAUUCAGCUAGGUCCAUAGCUGAGUGUCAAGUCGCAGCGACAAUGGCAGGAAUGUUUGGGUGCAUGGCGCCUCUAGAAGUAGCCAAGCUGGAAAUGCAGGGACCUCGCAACACUGCCAAUGCCACCAAUUCGCCUCGUAACUCAAUCAUUAGUCAAAGUUCGCAGCAAUCAAACAGCAAGUUUUUACCAAGGAGACAUACAGUGAGCACCGGUGUAGACUUCAGCGCUUCUCCAGCAUCUGAGGGUCGUUCUCCCGCUGAUCAACCCCAGCAGACAAAUGUGCAAAAAUCGACUUCUGUGUGUCCCACGAAACAAUCGACUUGGAAUUUGCUGAACCAAAAGCCUGAGAUUAAUAACAUUGAAACUCCUCAGCGGUCAUUGCCCACACUUCCUCUUAUGACGAAAGGAAUUGUACCGAGUGACAAGGACAACAUGAGCACCGCCACAAAUUCGGGACAUUGCUCGUUACCUGCUGGGCAAACAGACCCAACACUCUCUCUUUCGUUGUCGCUGUCAGUGUCUCCUGGUAUGUGCAAUAGCAAUCCUGCUUUGAAGAAACAGAAGUCCAUCUGACUGAUCGUGAUACGAGUUUGAGUUUCAUACGUGUGAGAACCAGUGAUGUUAUUCAGGUUUGAGGAAUCUUCAACUUGCAGUCAGCUUUACGGUGACAUGUAUGCUCAAACAUUUUGAGAUGCUCAUUAAUCAUAGGCACGUAGGAGAGUUUCCUUCUUUGUUGCACAUGUCAAUCUGUUCGGGCAUCUAAUUUACACCUUUUAUGAUUAGGAUCCUCCUAGUCUUUUGGGUGUUUGAUCCAAAUGUCAUUACUGCAUGCAUUUGUUAAUUUUCUAUUUUCGUUCUCUCUUUACUAAUUUAGGUUG
This is a messenger RNA of Physcomitrium patens, 4201 nucleotides long. RefSeq lists its product as uncharacterized. Lineage: Eukaryota; Viridiplantae; Streptophyta; Bryopsida; Funariales; Funariaceae. Gene Ontology annotation, biological process: reciprocal meiotic recombination; meiotic cell cycle; meiotic sister chromatid cohesion. The record is from RefSeq and is a predicted model, not a curated record.